Messenger RNA from Babjeviella inositovora NRRL Y-12698, 2697 nucleotides. RefSeq names its product bifunctional hydroxyacyl-CoA dehydrogenase/enoyl-CoA hydratase (gene FOX2). The transcript has a single exon. NCBI's taxonomy places the organism in Eukaryota, Fungi, Ascomycota, Pichiomycetes, Serinales. Gene Ontology annotation, molecular function: oxidoreductase activity. Bases 1 to 2697 code for a protein of 898 amino acids. The record is from RefSeq and is a predicted model, not a curated record.
AUGCCAUUAGAUUUCAAGGACAAGGUUGUCAUUGUUACCGGAGCUGGCUCCGGUUUGGGCAAGGUCUACGCGUUGGACUUUGCCGCCAGAGGUGCCAAGGUUGUCGUUAACGACUUGGGUGGUAGUCUCAAGGGUGAUGGUGCCUCCUCAAAGAACGCCGACAUCGUCGUUGCCGAAAUCAAGGCCGCCGGUGGCCAAGCCGUCGCCAACUACGACAACGUCUUGGAUGGCGCCAACAUUGUCAAAACCGCCGUCGAGGCCUUCGGUACCGUCCACGUCAUCAUCAACAACGCGGGGAUCUUGAGAGACUCUGCCUUCAAGAACAUGCCAGAGAAGGACUUUAAGCUCGUGUUGGAUGUCCACUUGAACGGUGCCUACAAGGUCACCAAGGCCGCGUGGCCGUACUUCCGUGACCAGAAGUAUGGGAGAAUUGUCAACACCGCCUCCCCAGCCGGGUUGUACGGUAACUUCGGCCAGGCCAACUACGCCACCGCCAAGCUUGCUCUUGUCGGGUUUGCUGAGACUUUGGCGAAGGAAGGUGCCAAGUACAACAUUCGUGCCAACGUCAUCGCUCCGCUUGCCAAGUCCAGAAUGACCGAAGAUCUCUUGCCUCCAGAUGUGUUGGAGAAGAUCUUGCCUGAGAAGGUUUCUCCGUUGGUCCAGUACUUGGCCCACGCCGAUAACCAGACUUCUGGUGCUAUCUUUGAGGUUGCUGGUGGCUUCUUUGGCCAGGUCAAGUGGCAGAGAUCCUCCGGGCAGAUAUUCCGCGGUGACGAGGAAACCUUCACCCCAGAGGCCAUUCUUAACCAGUUUGACUCCAUCAUGGACUUUGGUGAAAAGCCAUUCAAUGUCAAGACCUCCUAUCCAACUCAGGUCUCCGACUACCUUUCCAUUUUGGAGGAGUCCAAGAAGGUCACCAAGCCAAACCCACAGGGUAACACCAAGAUUGAUCUCACUGGCAAGGUUGUGCUUAUCACUGGCGCCGGUGCGGGUUUGGGCCGUUCUCACGCUUUGUGGUUCGCCCGUUACGGUGCCACCGUCGUUGUCAACGAUUUCAAGGACCCACACUCUGUUGUUGCCGAAAUUAUUGCCAAGGGUGGUAAGGCGUUGGCUGACAAGCACGAUGUCGUUACGCAAGCCCCAGAGAUCGUCAAGCACGUCUUGGACACCUACGGACGUAUUGACGUUCUUGUCAACAACGCCGGUAUCUUGAGAGACAAGUCGUUCUUGAAGAUGACCGAUGCCGACUGGGACCUGGUCAUUAACGUUCAUAUUAUCGGUACCUUCAACUUGUGUAAGUUGGUCUGGCCGGUGUUUGUCCAGCAGAAGUUUGGUAGAAUCAUCAACACCACUUCCACUUCUGGUAUCUACGGCUCUUUCGGCCAGGCUAACUAUGCCGCUGCUAAGUGUGGUAUCGUUUCCUUCUCCAAGACCUUAGCUGUCGAGGGUAAGAAGAACAACAUUUUGGUCAACACCAUUGCCCCACACGCCGAAACCGCCAUGACUUUGACUAUCUUCGGUGAAGGCGAGUUGAACAAGUUCCCACCUUCUCACGUCUCUCCAAUGGUGGUCUUGUUGGCUUCUGACCAAGUUCCAGUCACCGGUGAAACCUUCGAAGUUGGUGCCGCCUGGGUCGGUAACACCCGUUUCCAGAGAGCCAAGGGUGUUGUGCACCUUGCCUCCGACAAGUCUCCGUUCGACAUCGACUGGGUGGCUGCUCACUUCGCGGAGGCCCAGGACUUCUCCUCCGGCGCUGUCGCCAUUAAGUCUCCAGCCGAAUCUUCCAUGGCGAUUAUGGCCUCCCUUGGGGGUGAUGAGGAUGACGAGGACGAGGAGGAUGAAGAGGAUGAGGAGAGUGCCAACGAGUUCUACGAGCUUUCUCCACGUAACAUUAUGCUUUACAACUUGGGGAUUGGUGCCCAGUACGACGAGUUGAAGUACGUGUUUGAGGGCAGUAAGGACUUCCAGGCCAUCCCAUCUAUCGGUGUCAUCCCAGCCAUGGUGCAGUGUGACGACGGGUACGACUUGGAUAGCUACUUGAAGAACUUCAACCCAAUGAAGUUGUUGCACGGUGAACAGUACUUAAAGAUUAAGCAGUGGCCUAUUCCUACCGAUGCCAAGUUGACCACCACCGCCCACCCUGUCCAGAUCACUCAGAAGGGCAAGAACGUAGUUUGUGUUGGUGGCUUUGACACCAUCGACAAGGCUACUGGCAACCCUGUUUUCUACAACGAGAUGACCACUUUCAUUCGUGAUGCUCAGGGUGAAAGCAAGGUCUACUCUCCAAGACCUGCCUUUGCUACCACCUCUUUCGACGCUCCAAAGAGAGCGCCGGACUACGUUGUCGAGAAGAAGACCUCCGACAACCAGGCUGCCCUCUACCGUUUGUCUGGUGACUACAACCCAUUGCACAUUGACCCAGGCUUUGCUAAGGGUGGUAACUUCGAUAAGCCAAUCUUGCACGGCUUGUGCUCCUUCGGUGUUUCUGCCAAGGCUCUUGUGGACAAGUUUGGUAACUUUGAGGAAGCCAAGUUGAGAUUCACCAGUGUCGUCUACCCAGGUGAGACCUUGAAGGUCGAGGCCUGGAAGGAGGGCAAGGACGUUGUUAUCUUCAGAACCACUGUUGUUGAACGUAAUGUUAUUGUCAUCAACAACGCUGCUGUCAAGAUUUUGGGCAACGGUAGUGCCAAGUUGUAG